CUAAAAAUAAACCCUUAAGUCGUCAACUUUUUGUGAAACACACAAUGCUGGCAUGAGUCAUUUCUUUACCAAAACUAUAUAAAAAUGUUAACACAGGCCUACCGCUGUCGACAGAUGCACACUCUUGAACAGGCGUAGGCGUAAUUAAAAGGCAGGAUUCAUUCAAUUUUAUGUUCUUCAGCUCAGGAAAUGUGUCAUUGUCUUCAGUCCAACACCGACAGUCAGCGACUGAGUGGACAGACAGCUGGAGAUUGGCUAUGAAGCUGUUUCCUGUCCAUUCAAUACUUUGGUCCAGUUUGCUGGUUUUGUGUGCCUCACAAAAUGAUAUCUGGCCUCUUUUAACAGAGACAGAGGCCUACAAUCCAGAUGUCUGUCCUGAUGACCAUGGCAAUAUAAUUCCACACAGCCCUUUAGAGCAAGGACAUAAAGUAGAGGAGGAUAAGGUGGAUAAAGAAAACAUUCACUGCCUCUUUUACCCAACAAAUAUACUCAACUGCUCCUGGUCAUUUCCCACUUUGCAAAAGGAUACUCAGAUCUUUGUCAAUAUCAGUGUGUGUGAUGAUUUUGGAGAAGGUCCCGCUCUGAACCUUUCGUCUGAGGAGAGAGUCGGAUCAUUGUCUUCAUUUCUGCACGCGCACGAGGGGUUGUUUGUAAUCCUCCGUUUUAACAUAACCCUGCACGACAUGUGGACGGUCUACAUCUGCCCUUUCGAAGUCAACAUGCUAGAGGUCCUGUCUCCACCCCCAAACAUCUCUGCAUCAGUCAAAGAUGGAGGACUGGUAGUGACAUGGGGUCUGCCCCACAGUCGUGAAGACACUCACCCCUAUUGCUUUGAAUACCAGCUAGACAUGGGCGACCAGGAAAGAUCCAAAACCUUAACCGACCAGCUGUCAUAUACAGAACCCAAUCCAGAUCCUCACAGAACCUACAAUGUGAGGAUGAGAACGAGAAUGACGUCCGAUUGCCAACAAUCUCCUCAGUGGAGUGACUGGAGUCACACCGUCACGGUGAAACAGUCAUUUUACAAACUCAACACUCUGGUGAUCAUCUCAAUUUCACUUGGAAUACCCAUGAUCCUCCUGGCUGUGCUGCUGCUGGUGCGCCAUCAGAGGGUAUCUAAGGUUCUGUUUCCUCAGAUUCCUUGCCCCCCGCCAAAGUACAAAUAUUUCCUGGAAAAAAAUGACACAUUUAAUGUCUUCUACCCUGCCCCAUCAGCUGAGCCUGUAGAGGAGAUCACAGAGGUGGAGGACACAGAGCAAAAGCCUCGAUAGAUAUAAUAAAAGCAAUAUGUGAAGGACACAUUCACAUUACAUUAUGGUUUUAUUUUGCUAAUGUCUUUUAUAGCCUUAGCCAGCAAAGAAAGUUUGUUAAAAGUAUACCAAUAUGACUGCAAAACAUGCUAAGAAUGUGUCAGUUGAUGAGUUUUGAUGAAAUACGUUUGCUCUGCCUGAACUAGCUGAUGAGCUGGUUCUGAAAUGUUUACCUUUUUGCUGUGAAAUAAAGAUUAGUGAUGCACUAAUAGCAUGUA
Molecule: messenger RNA, 1528 nt
Organism: Perca flavescens (yellow perch)
Lineage: Eukaryota; Metazoa; Chordata; Actinopteri; Perciformes; Percidae
Product: granulocyte-macrophage colony-stimulating factor receptor subunit alpha-like
Exons: 11
Coding region: 171-1271 (366 amino acids)
Biological process (GO): cytokine-mediated signaling pathway
Cellular component (GO): external side of plasma membrane
Molecular function (GO): protein binding; cytokine receptor activity
Source: RefSeq, a predicted model, not a curated record